AUGUUUUAUUCGUGUAAAUUCAUGAACUCAACGAUAAAACUGCUUACAGCUUAUUUAAAAAUCGUGUCAGCACUGUUUUCCAUCUUGAUUUAUUCAUUUUUUGCACGGAACGAGAAAUCGAACAGUUCUCCAUCGACGGACAUCAAACUCCUCUACGCGAACUUCAGUCAGUAUUACCUCUGCAUCAACCGAUCCAAAGACAUCUACGCCGAUAAAUCCCCAUCGAACCCAGAUUGUCACUUCUAUCACGAGAAGUUCGGGAACCAUUACGACGUGUACUACAGCUACACGUACCCUAGAGCUCUGAAGAGGUGCACAAACGCCAACAAAUCAAGAAACAACAACACAGACAGCAGGACAAACAACAGCACGACCAACAACAACACAAAUGGCAACGACAACCACAAUACAAAGACAGACAUCCUUCACGGUAGGCAAGGGAAUGGUAGGAAGCAAUGCCACAAGCAGUGGUUUCUCGGUGUUGAUAAGAAGAGCAAAAAAGUUAAAAUAUUUGAGUUCAACCUUCAGAAAGAGUACUCGAACUCUGCGAUAUUCUUCAUUCAGUCGUCAAAAUCUAGUUAUACUUCAUCUCAUUUUGGUGUCCAGAUAAACAACAACAUUCUACCAAAUGUAGAAAACGAUUCAAGCAACAAAAACAACAACACAGCAACAAAUUUACAUCUUAAAAAUCUACCUCAAGACCCUAGCGAAUCCCAAAACAACAACAACAACAACGACAACAACAAUGACAUCAACGACAACAUCAAGUACAGAAAACAUUCAUUUCUAGAUCAAGAAAAAAAACCAAAACUGAAAAAUCAAAUUAUCCAAGUCCACCCGCGCGGGUCAUCUAGCGGACAUCGCAGUAGUCAGAACAUUUUAUUGAAGGGCUAUAAAACCAGGAAGAAAUUGUUAUCCCCAAAUACAAAGAAGAGAACACAUAGACACAGCAAAGAUUGUUAUAAUUUACUCAAAUUCGCCAAUUGUAAAUCUCAUACUCUGGUGGAAUCGUCAGCUACCAGCACCAACAAAUCCAAAAAACUAUUUCCCAACAGUGACUACCCCUUAACAAGGCGGAGGGUUUUUAGCAAACACGUUAAUAAUAAAAAUAAUAAUAAUAACAACAAUAACAACAACAAUAAUAAUAAUAAACGUUAUAAUUUAGACUAUAAUAACAACAGCUACAACAACAUGAGUUACAGCAACAACAACAUGAGUUACAGCAGCACCGUGGCUAACACACGCAACAAGCCAAUGAAAAACAUCAAUACAACUAACAACGAAAACAACAAUAAUAACAUGAACAACAACAAUGACAUCAACAUUGCCGAUAACACAGGAAAUGAUGUCACAUAUAGUGAUCAACAUGACGAUGAUGAAGAAGAUGAAGAAGACGACGACGAUGAGGAAAACGACGACGAAGAUAGCGAUAAAUAUUCAUUUUAA
Messenger RNA from Helobdella robusta, 1446 nucleotides. RefSeq lists its product as hypothetical. The coding region runs from base 1 to 1446 and encodes 481 amino acids. The record is from RefSeq and is a predicted model, not a curated record. The transcript is spliced from 3 exons. NCBI's taxonomy places the organism in Eukaryota, Metazoa, Annelida, Clitellata, Rhynchobdellida, Glossiphoniidae.